Molecule: messenger RNA, 2237 nt
Organism: Rosa rugosa (rugosa rose)
Lineage: Eukaryota; Viridiplantae; Streptophyta; Magnoliopsida; Rosales; Rosaceae
Product: phenolic glucoside malonyltransferase 2-like
Exons: 1
Coding region: 121-1500 (459 amino acids)
Source: RefSeq, a predicted model, not a curated record
CAUAAAUGUACCACCAACAAGGCAACUAGGCAAGGCCAGAAGCUUAUACAUGUUUGUCCAACAAAAAAUAAAAACUUGCAUAUAAUUGUUCAAGUUUCAAUCAAUUCACCAUCAUCUCCAAUGGCUCUCCCAAACUCAUCAGUAAAAGUAGUUCAAGUUUGCAGGGUGGCUCCGCCACUUCCAGCCUCACCGGAUCACUCCCUUCCCCUGACCUUCUUCGACAUACGUUGGUUAAGGUUUGCACCACCGCAGCUCCUCUAUUUCUACAAAUUAUCUUCUUCCUCUAACAAUUCGACCUUCUCAUUUGAUUCCUUACUCGACAAACUCAAAACCUCACUCUCUCUUACCCUCAAACAGUUCCUGCCUCUCGCGGGAAACCUCACUUGGCCUCAAGACUCCCUCAAACCCAUUCUGAGCUAUGUCCAAGGAGACACCCUUUUGCUUACAAUAGUCGAAUCCAAUGCUGAUUUUGACCGCCUUUCGAGCAAUUACAACCUGCUUGAAGCCCAAGAAUACCAUCCUCUUGUACCCCAAUUGGAGGUGUCUCAUGAACGAGCUGCAGUGAUGGCAUUGCAAAUCACUCUGUUUCCAAACAAAGGCUUUUCCAUUGGAGCAGCAAUGCACAAAGCAGUCCUUGAUGGCUUAACUGCAUUUUCAUUUUUAAAAUCAUGGGCGCACAUCUGCAAACAUCAAGGGUUGACUUCAUCUUCAUUACCAGACCAGCUUAAACCCUUCUACGACAGAAGCCUCAUCCAAGACCAGAAGGGGCUCGGAGCACUCUUCGCAAACCAAUACCAAGCCAUGGACGGUCCCAACAACAGAAGCUUAAUGGUCUGGGAGCUUCAAGUUCCCCAAGACUCAAUUCGAGGCACCUUCGAACUCACUCGCGCAUUUAUCCAAUCACUCAGAGGGCAUGUCUUGGCUGCAAUAGGUUCUGAUACGAUUCUCCGCUUGUCAACGUUUUCUCUAGCAUGUGCCUAUACAUGGGUUUGCUUAGUAAAGGCUGAAGAAACAAUAGAAGAUAAAGCACGAAUCAUCUUUUCCGUGGACUGUAGGUCUCGGCUAGACCCUCCUCUACCUGCAACAUAUUUCGGGAACUGCUUAGUGGGCUGUUUGGUAGUUGCAGAAACAAAAGAUCUACUGGGAGAAGAUGGGUUGAUUGUGGCAUUAAGUGCAAUUAGUGAAGCUUUGAGGAACUUUGAAAAGAAGGGGAUUUUGAACGGAGCUGAACAUUGGGUUUCAAUAUUGAGCAGUGUGCGUACAGGUAGACUGGUUGGCAUUGCUGGCUCACAUCAGUUUGGUGCGUAUGAAACUGAUUUUGGAUGGGGAUCACCAAGCAAGGUUGAGGUUGUUUCCAUAGAUAGGACAGGAGCCAUCUCCUUGACAGAUAGCAAGAACGGUGGUGGAGGCGUUGACGUUGGGUUGGUCUUGAAGAAACAUCACAUGGAUGCUUUCGCUUCUCUAUUUGCCAAAGGUCUCAAAAACCAUUCAAGAAUUUGAAGCCAAAUUACGUGUAUAACUAUGGUUCGAUCUUUUGGCUUAUAUAUGAUGCCUCUGUUACUUCUGAAGUUUCUUUAAUAUCACAAUUAAGGAAAAGAAUCUGCUGUAAUUGAAACUAUGUGAGAAGAUUGAAAUAAUAGUAAAGGAUGAAGACCGAAGAAGAAUGAAACCCAAGAAGAACAAUAGAUGCGACAGGAGCGAUCUCAUUCUCGGAUGGUAGGAAUGGUGGUGGAAGUGUUGAGGUUGGGGUGGUUUUGAAAGAACCGAAUACGCAAGUUUUUGUUUCUCUAUUUGCUCAAGGUCUUGAGCACCUUGUACUCCUAGACUUGAAUGUUUACUUACUUGGAAGGAAAGAGAAUGAUUACGGGGUAAAAACAUUCCUGCAUUUACUAACACAUAAAGGAAUCGGAAUGAUUCCGGGUAAAAGAAUUCUUGCGUUUACUAACACAUGAAGGAAUCGGAAUGGAUGUAGGCCUCACCUCCUUAUCAGGAAUCGAUUCCUGAAUACUCAGGAAUUCGAUUACGAAGGGGGGAGAUGGGUUUAGGAAUCAUUCCUCCGGAAUCAAUACCGAUUCCUUUCUUCUCCCAUUUCACUUGUCUCCGAUUCAUGAUUAUUUCCAUUCCAAGUAAGUAAACGUGUCAGAAUUUUCUUUUGUGUGUCUUUUCUUUUGGUGGUUAUUAAUAACUGGGAAUCUAGGGGUGAGAGUUUGGUUGUCUCGGUGUUUGUGAUGGUAAGC